AUGGAUUUAACUCGGUGCUUGUGGCUCGUGUCAAUGUUCUGCUGCUGCGUCUCGGUCACCUUAGAUGCCGGUGACCGGGGGCUCGCCUGGGCUGGGAACCCUGAAAAAGCUGAUGUGGACAAUGCAACGUCGAAGAAUGAGAUCAUUGGACAGGACAAAAACUCUAAAGAUGUUAUGGACUCCUACACAGCAGACACGUUGAAGAGUAACCUCACCACAGUCUUUCUCCCAAUCAUCUACAUCAUCGUAUUCCUUGUGGGACUUCCUGCCAACGGCAUGGCACUCUGGGUCUUCCUCUUCAGGACCAAAAAGAAGCAGCCAUCAACAAUUUACAUGGCCAACCUGGCACUGGCUGACCUGCUCUUUGUCAUUUUGACGCCCCUAAAAAUCGCCUACCACUUAAACAGCAACAACUGGAUCUAUGGAGAGCUGCUGUGCAAAGUCCUUGUGAGCUUCUUCUACGGGAACAUGUACUGCUCCAUUCUGUUCAUCACUUGUCUCAGUGUGCAGAGGUGCUGGGUGGUGGCUCACCCUCUGUCCCAGCAGAGCAAGAGCACCAAAGUGGCUGUUGGCGUGUGUGUCUCCAUCUGGGCUUUCAUCUGGCUCACCACCACCCCUCUGUACCUGUAUGAGCAAACUGCCGAGCUCAAAGGCCUGAACAUCACCACCUGCCAUGACGUCAACAUCAUAACAAACACCACAGAUCCAUUCCCCUCCAUCAAGCUCCCGUACUACUACUUCACUUUCAUGGCCGUCGUUGUGUUCCUCAUCCCUUGUGUAGUGAUCGUUGUGGCCUAUAUUCUGUUACUCAGAGCUCUGGGGAACAGCAUGCAUGAAAUUUCGGCAGCAAAGAACCGACACAGAUCUAGAGUGUUGAUCGUGACCGUCCUGGUGACAUUCAUUGUGUGUUUCAUCCCAAGUAACAUCAUGCUGGUGGUGCAUUACGCUCUACUGAAGAAUGGAGUGAUAAAUAACGGUUACGGCUUCUACAUCUCCACAUUAUGCCUGGCCAGUCUCAACAGCUGCUUGGACCCGUUCAUCUACUACUUUGUGUCCGAGGACUUCAGGAACCACGUGAAGAACACUUUGAUGUGCCGCAGCCACAGGAGUGUGGAGAGGAUGAGAGUUUCAUUCAGCUCAUUGAAAAACUCCAGGAAGAGCAAGUCAAGUACGUCAGACACCGGGAAGACAAAGAGCAGCACAAAUUAG
Molecule: messenger RNA, 1209 nt
Organism: Limanda limanda (common dab)
Lineage: Eukaryota; Metazoa; Chordata; Actinopteri; Pleuronectiformes; Pleuronectidae
Product: proteinase-activated receptor 2-like
Exons: 3
Coding region: 1-1209 (402 amino acids)
Biological process (GO): blood coagulation; phospholipase C-activating G protein-coupled receptor signaling pathway; thrombin-activated receptor signaling pathway
Cellular component (GO): membrane
Molecular function (GO): thrombin-activated receptor activity
Source: RefSeq, a predicted model, not a curated record